ACUGAGCUCUAAUUACGCCCUCUAGACGCCGCCAAGGUGCUACAGUUCACGUGGAGACACUGAAAAGUUUGCAUGCCCAUGAGGUCGUCCAUGCUGGUCCUGUUCCUCCUCUUCAGCGCGCAGGCCGUGGCCGCCAUCGGAGGAGCAGCACAGCAGCAUGGUCCAGGCAAUGACCCCGGCUCCAGCUCCAUCCCCACAGUGGACCCCAAACUCUUCACCAAGCGCCGCUACAACUCUCCCAGGGUGCUGUUCAGCGAUCAGCCGCCCGAUGCUGAGCCGACGGGGAGAAGGACCCGCAGGCGGGCAGGGGAGCAGCCUCAGCACCGCGGAGUCUACUCAGUGUGUGACAGCAUCAGCGUCUGGGUGGGCAACAAGACCAAAGCCACGGACAUCUCUGGCAACGAGGUGACAGUGCUGCCGGACGUGAAAAUCAACAAUGUCAACAAGAAGCAGUACUUCUUCGAGACGACGUGUCACAGCGUGCUCUCGGGCAGCUCCGGCUGUCGGGGGAUCGACGAACGACACUGGAACUCCUACUGCACCAACUCGCACACUUUUGUACGAGCGCUGACUACCUUUAAGAACCUGGUGGCGUGGAGGCUCAUACGCAUCAACGUGGCCUGUGUGUGCGUGCUGAGCCGCAAGUCGUGGCGGCAGUGAAGACUUCACACACGCAGGAACACACACUCAGAUACGGUACAAACACAGACAUACUCAUCACCAAAGACUUCUCACCUUCUGCACAAAGUAAAUUAUUGGUAUACGUCAAAGUAUCAGGAC
Centropristis striata (black sea bass) is the source of this 780-nucleotide messenger RNA. RefSeq names its product nerve growth factor b (beta polypeptide) (gene ngfb). The transcript has 2 exons. Lineage: Eukaryota; Metazoa; Chordata; Actinopteri; Perciformes; Serranidae. The record is from RefSeq and is a predicted model, not a curated record. Bases 73 to 660 code for a protein of 195 amino acids. Gene Ontology annotation, molecular function: nerve growth factor receptor binding; growth factor activity. Gene Ontology annotation, biological process: negative regulation of neuron apoptotic process; neuron projection morphogenesis; nerve growth factor signaling pathway.